This is a messenger RNA of Labrus bergylta (ballan wrasse), 1292 nucleotides long. The record is from RefSeq and is a predicted model, not a curated record. NCBI's taxonomy places the organism in Eukaryota, Metazoa, Chordata, Actinopteri, Labriformes, Labridae.
CCUUUGGCCAGCUGUUGUUAUUCACACAUCUUCAGGGUUUGUGUUUGUCUCCUGCUCGUCUGCUCCCAGACAGACAAUCAGAUGAAGGAGAGACUGCGGGGUGUGUUCUUUAAAGUCCUGGGAAACCUGUCCCGCUGCUGUGUGUGUGUGUGUGUGUGUGUGUGCUAUCAGCUGCUAGCUCAUUAGCUGGCUAUAGGCGCUGCGCUGUCUACAAUGCUGUUACAUGUAACGUAGACACAGCCGACUUUGGACGGAAAUAUGGCGUUAUUAGGACGGUAAUACUUUCAGCUGUGACCGGAAAACAUCUGUAAGAAGAGGACAGUGAAUCAAACCCUUCCUGACCUGCGGAGAGAGUCUGAGUCGCCUGCAUCACCCUGAUCCUUCUUACAUCCUCACCGCACGCCCCCCCACGGCCAGUGUCUGGCCACUGUAACCAUGACGACAGGGGGUUGUUGCCACCUGCCCGGCUCCCUAUGUGACUGUGCGAGCAGCACGGGCCUGUGGAAGAGCGUGGAGGAGGCGGGCGGCGACGGGUGCCAGGCACUUUACGUCACCCAGGUCACAGCCAUCGACGGACAGCUGCUCUCCUCCGUGCUGAAACCCGUCGGAUCACAAAUUGAUGGUCCCAUCUGUCGCAUCUGCCAUGAAGGAGGCAGCGGUGAGGUUCUCCUAUCUCCCUGUGACUGCACAGGCACCCUGGGCACCGUGCACAAGAGCUGCUUGGAGAGGUGGCUGUCGUCUUCCAACACCAGCUACUGUGAGCUCUGCCACACCGAGUUCAGCAUUGAGCGCCGCCCGAGGCCUCUCACAGAGGUAACAAAGUGGCUGCGGGACCCCGGCCCUCGUAAUGAGAAGAGCACGCUGUUCUGUGACAUGGUGUGCUUCCUGUUCAUCACUCCUCUAGCAGCUAUCUCAGGUUGGCUGUGCCUGCGGGGAGCUCAGGACCACCUUCAGCUGGGGAGCUGGCUGCAGGCUGUGGGCCUCAUAGCCCUGACCAUCGCCCUCUUCACCAUCUACGUCCUGUGGACUCUGGUGUCGUUCCGCUACCACUGUCAGCUUUACUCGGAGUGGAGGAGAACAAACCAGAAAGUACGCCUGCUCAUUCCUGUAGCCAAGGACUCCAACUCUUCCCAGCAUUCCUUGCUCUCGACCAAACUGAUGAAGAAGUCGGCCAAUGAGAGUAUAGUAUGAGAGCGUGACAGCAGUGGGGAUGCAUCAGACUUGCCAGCAAGCCUUUGAAGAGACUUGUGUGGGCUUCUUUUUUUUUUGUCUCUAUUUGAAACAUGUCGUCU